Molecule: messenger RNA, 1650 nt
Organism: Trichomonas vaginalis G3
Lineage: Eukaryota; Parabasalia; Trichomonadida; Trichomonadidae
Exons: 1
Coding region: 1-1650 (549 amino acids)
Source: RefSeq, a predicted model, not a curated record
AUGACCUGUGGAGUACAAAAAGUUGGAAAAGGAGAUUCGUCAUGCAUCGUAAGAAAAUCACAGUCAGCUAAAAUCGAUUCAUCUAGCAAAAAUUACGACUUUGAUAAUUCAUCUUCGAAAAUCUCAAAAAUUUCGACACUGAAAACAACAGAUAAAUCAACAAAGACAGAUAAAAAUACAGAUACUAUAUCAACAAUGGCCGAUAUUUCAUCAUUCCAUGAUACAAUGACAUCAGAUUUCAAAUUAGAAUCAACACAAGGAAAAACAAAAACAGAUACAGAUAAAAUUAGCCCUAAUAAAAGGAAAUCGGUUACUAUUACAGAUACUCUUCAAUCAACCUUAGAAAAAGCAAAAAGUAAUAAAGAUACAAAAGAAUUUACUGAUUUUAGUAGUGACACCGAUCUUCUUGCCACAAAUCGAACAUCUACAUUAGGUACAACUGAUCUCCAAACGAAUACUCAAACAAUGGGUGAUUCUCUCAUGAAAAGCAACACAAUUACAAAGAAAACAACAAUUUCAUGCAAAACAGACACAUCAACAAUUAAACCUGAUCCAAAUGCAAGUAGUUUAUAUGGAAGAAUUAAUAGUAGUCUUGAAAUUUCGGAUCAAAACAACAAACUUGCGAAAGAAAAAUAUAAGAAACAACUCGAAGAAGAAAACAGUCCAUACAAGAAGAUGAAAAAAGAACCAAUUCCAGAUCAAAUCCCAGAAUUCAUGAAAGAUGAAAGAAGAGAACUUAUUGAGCGUCGAAAAGAAGAAUCACUUCAACGACAAAAAGAAAGUUUGAGACGAAGUGAAGAUAUUUCGAAACAAUUAGAAGAAUCAGUCAGAAAACACGAGAUGACAGAUGAAAGACGUAAAGCAUUAGAAUACAAACCAAAGCCAUUAGAAGACAAAUCACCACGAUUCCCUAAAGAAGACAGAACAUCAUUAAAGUCAAAGCGAUUGGAAGAAGAAGAGAAAAAGCGAGCAUCUAAACAAAGUUCUAAGAAGAAAUAUGAAUUAAUACCAGAUGAAUCUGAUUUAAUCAAAGAAAGAAAACUCAAGAAGUUAAUAGGAGAACAAAAAUUAGAAGAAAUCGGUGAAAAAGUCCCUCCUCCACCUCCAAAAGAGAAGCAUCGUAAAAGAGUUGUUAUUGACGAAGAUGAUGUUGAUCCAAGGAGGUUAAAUAUGAGUGAAAAAGAUAAGAAGGCGUUCUAUGAUCCAGCAACAACAAAAGCAGCACAAUUACGUAAUCAAAUGAUCAGACAAAAGAUUGUUCAACAAGCAGAAGCAGACAGAGCUAAACGAGAAGAAGAAGAUGAACGACUUAGGAAGGAAAUCAAAGUUGCUGCAAGGAUCGAACCAGAUUUGCGGAAAUUACGAGAACAAAGUCAAGUUAAAACGAAAGAUAUUAAAGAACGUAGGAAAGAAGAAGAGGAAAAAAGUAAACAAGUUUCUAAGGAAACUCGAAAAAUGCUUAAACGAGUUGAAAAGAAUCCUUCAUUGUUUAACAGAGAAGGACAAGAACUAACAAGACAAGAAGCGCGUCAUCGAGCGAAAGUCAGCAGUGUUGUUAAGACUCAAGAACAAAUGCAUUGGGAUACAGUCCGAGCUCGAAGAGAAGCUAAAAAUGAAGAACUGAGAAAGAUGUGGAGCGGAAAAAUGUAA